Molecule: messenger RNA, 794 nt
Organism: Carica papaya (papaya)
Lineage: Eukaryota; Viridiplantae; Streptophyta; Magnoliopsida; Brassicales; Caricaceae
Product: transcription repressor OFP12-like
Biological process (GO): negative regulation of DNA-templated transcription
Source: RefSeq, a predicted model, not a curated record
CCUUCUCCUAUUUUUUCUUCCUUCAAAAUCACCCACGUAAUUAUAGAACUCCAUUACAGACAAGAACAACAAACUCGCCCUUAUACUCUCUCAUCAUUCCAAUCACUCUCUUCUCCCCCUCUUUCUCAUCCAACAAAAUGUCCAAAAUCUUCCGCAAAAAAUUUAAUCUCUGCUUCCCCUCAUCCACAAACCCUUCUCUCAUCUACGAUCACCUCCCCGACGACGACGACGACGACUGCUCCAAGCCUCUCACCGACACCGACAUCCUCUCUUCUUCCACCUCCUCCUCCUCCUCCUCCUCCUCCUCCUCCUCCUCUAACAACCAAGCCCCCGACUUUGCCGCAGCGUUCGCCUCCCAACGCUUCUUCUUCUCCUCUCCCGGCCGAUCAAACUCCAUCAUCGAAUCACCCGACACCACCCCACCGGAGCCGCCCCUCGACGGCGGAGUUGCCGUCAAGAAGUACUCCCCGGAUCCCUACACUGAUUUCAGAUGCUCAAUGCAGGAGAUGAUCGAGGCUCAGAGGUUGAGGGAUGUGAAGACGGAUUUGGAAUUCUUGCACGAGUUGGUUCUUCGUUUGAUGAGUAUGAACUCCAAACAAACUCACAAGUUCAUCAUUACUGCCUUUGCUGAUAUCCUCAUUUCUCUUUUGUCAAAAUAAAACAUUUAAAAUUUUGAUUUAGUUUUUUUUUUUUUUUUUUUGGUGUUGCAUGGAAUUUACCUUAAAAUGGAAAACCAUAUCUAUGUAUUUGUAUAUGUUUUAUGCAUGAGGAUAACCAUAACCAGUCACAAAACC